AUGUCUGGUCAGGAAUCGUUCAGCCCGGCGCAAUUGAGUCGUCUCGAUGUUGCCGCAAGAGUGUCAGCAUGUCUUUCGAUAGUGGGGUCAGCAUGGACCAUGAUCAGUUACAUCAUGUAUCCACCAUUGCGAAAACCCGUGAAUCGAUUCAGUUUCUGCAUCUCCAUCACGAAUAGUUUAGCUUGUGUUGCUUACUCCUGGGGCCGUUAUCCUGUAGCUGCUGGGCGAAACUCAGGCUUUUGUCAAACGCAGGGAUUUUUCAUCACUUGGUUUGUCAUGACAGAUCCCUUGCUGGUCACUGUUAUGGCACUUAAUGUCUAUUUGACAAUACGGAGGAAACGGAGUCUGAAGGAGCUUCGAAAGACUGACCUUUUGGGAAUUGGUCUUGCCUUCAUGGUCCCAUUUCCUUCUGCCUUGACAUUCUUACUCUGGCGUCCAAACGGCAGGACAGUCUACGGGGAUGCAACAACAUGGUGCUGGAUUUCCCGGGAAUCGGGAAUUCUAAGACUUGCUGCAUUCUACGGCCCUAUUUGGAUUUCCAUUCUAACAUCGCUGUUCCUUUUCGCUCUCAGUGGAAAGAGUAUACUCCGAGUUCGACAAAGGCUGAAUGCUGUCAAGACUAAGAGCCCCUUGCAUCAACAGUUAAGUGGGGAACACAACUAUGCGAAUGGGAAUAUCGAAUCCAACAAUUCUACAGAACCAGAGCGUCCUUCCCAGGUUGUCUUCCACGAGCCAAAUUUCUCUGACGAUCCCAACUCAAAAGAUUUGCAACCUCUUGCACCGACAUACUCUCACGAAUUAUCAAUUUCACGCUCAUCGUCCAAUCAAAUUAUCCCGGCGGUUGGACGUGAACGCACGCUAUCCACCACAAGCCAGACGCCUCUUCGAAGGACUCCUUCUCGCUUCGAUGCUGUACACUGGAAAUACGCACAAUUCGCCUUUUUAUAUACAAUUGUUCUCCUUAUCACAUGGGUUCCGAUCAGCGUCAACCGAGUAUACAAUACUUUUAUCGCCCCCGACAACCAAAUAUAUAGCCUCUACCUCGCCUCUGCCAUUUGUAUUCCGUUCCACGGAUUGGGCAACUCGAUCAUAUACACUAUCACAAGCUGGACGGAAUGCGUCCAGUUCAUAACUUGUAACACUCCUCGACGCCCUAGCGUGGCAUCAGACAUGUCUUGGGGCCCCGACCAAGCAUCCAAAGGAUUGAUCGAUGUCGGGAGAGAUCGCUUCAGAUACAUUGGCUCUCGCAUGCAAAUUGUGAAUACCAAGGAAGCAGGCAGUGAAGAUCACUGCCAUGAGUUCGAUGAAGGCGGGAUGGUGACAGACGAAUUCAUGUGGGACGAGCUAGCCGAGGAGCGCGAAUCAGUUGUCAGCUAUUCAUUGAAACCGAGUCAGUACGUGAGCCUCUGGAAAUUGCAUAGUUCCAAUGUUGGCUAG
Exophiala aquamarina CBS 119918 is the source of this 1437-nucleotide messenger RNA. RefSeq lists its product as uncharacterized. The coding region runs from base 1 to 1437 and encodes 478 amino acids. Gene Ontology annotation, molecular function: G protein-coupled receptor activity. Lineage: Eukaryota; Fungi; Ascomycota; Eurotiomycetes; Chaetothyriales; Herpotrichiellaceae. Gene Ontology annotation, biological process: adenylate cyclase-activating G protein-coupled receptor signaling pathway; cell surface receptor signaling pathway. The transcript is spliced from 4 exons. Gene Ontology annotation, cellular component: plasma membrane. The record is from RefSeq and is a predicted model, not a curated record.